Molecule: messenger RNA, 3020 nt
Organism: Archocentrus centrarchus (flier cichlid)
Lineage: Eukaryota; Metazoa; Chordata; Actinopteri; Cichliformes; Cichlidae
Product: piwi-like protein 1
Exons: 21
Coding region: 160-2727 (855 amino acids)
Molecular function (GO): protein binding; RNA binding
Source: RefSeq, a predicted model, not a curated record
UGAAGAUGUGUUUGGAGAAAGGCAACGGAACUCACUAGCGUAUUAAUUUUGUCGGUUGAGCCACCUAUAAGAAAAUUGCGCCUUUUUGUUUUUGUCCCAUUUGCCCAACGAACCUGCUAAGAGUUUUGUGGGCUGUAACACGAAAAAAAUCUCCAAAGGAUGACUGGCCGGGCAAGAGCGAGGUCAAGAGGCAGAGCACGCGGGCAGGAGACGGCAGCACCUGGAGCGAGCCAGGUCCAAGAGCCGGCACCAUCAGCUUCUCCUUCCACAGAAGGAGACCUGGGUGGUAGAGGGAGACAGAAAGGUGCUCCAGGGCCCUUUAGUGCAGAAGCUGUUCUACAGAUUUCGGCUGGAUUUCAGCAGGUGAAACUUGGAGAAAGAGGUGGACGCCGCCGGGAUUUUCAUGAUGCAGGAGUUCACACCAGGCAGGAGAUGGUGCAUGUGAAGGACUCCAAAUGUGGAGUAACUGGUAAUGCAAUCCAGUUGACUGCAAACUUCUUUCGCAUCCUGUCCCGCCCUCAGUGGGUUUUGUAUCAGUACCAUGUGGACUUUGAACCACAAAUGGAGUCUCGACGCCUGAGAUCUGCCCUCCUCUUCCAGCACGAGGAAACACUUGGCUCAGCACGAAGCUUUGAUGGCGCUCUGCUCUUUCUGCCUCACAGAUUGCACAGCAAGGAGACGGUGGUCUAUAGCGAGACCAAGAAUGGAGAGAAGGUUCAGAUAACCAUCACCCUGACCAAUGAACUGCCACCCUCUUCACUAGUGUGCAUUCAGUUUUACAAUAUCAUAUUCAGAAGGAUCUUGAGAAUUCUCAACAUGCAGCAGAUUGGACGCAACUACUACAACCCCAGCGAUCCACUUAACAUCCCACAGCACAAGCUGACCAUCUGGCCAGGUUAUAGCAGCGCCAUCUUGCACUACGAGUCGUCCAUCAUGAUGUGCACUGACGUGAGCCACAAGGUGCUGCGCAGUGAGACGGUCCUGGACUUUAUGGUCAACUUGAGGCAGCAAUGUGGAGAUCAACGCUUCCAUGACAUCUGUGAGAAAGAGCUCAUUGGGCUCAUAGUCCUUACCAAGUACAACAACAAAACCUACAGGGUUGAUGGCAUUGCUUGGGAUCACACUCCCAACAACACAUUCAAGAGGGGAGAGGCAGACAUCUCCUUCAAGAACUACUACAAGAGACAAUAUGGCCUGGAUAUCAGUGAUGGAAACCAGGUGCUGCUGAUCAGCUAUGUGAAGAAGAUGGCUGUUGCUGGAGCUCCACCUCCUGGCCCAGCCAUGCUUAUCCCAGAGCUGUGCUACCUUACAGGCUUGACUGAUAAGAUGAGGGCUGAUUUCAGCAUCAUGAAGGACUUGAGUACCCACACCAGACUGACCCCAGAGCAGAGGGAGGGACGCCUCAACAGAUUUAUGACUAAUAUCCAGAAGAAUGCUGACGCACAGGCUGAGUUGGAUAAGUGGGGACUCAGCUUUGAUAAGCAACUUCUAAGUCUGACUGGCAGAGUCCUCCCAGUGGAGAGGAUUUACCAGGGGCCAAGAUCGUAUGAGUACAACGCCUGGGCAGCUGACUGGUCCAAAGAGAUGCGUGGAGUACCUCUGAUCAGCUGUCCCCCGCUGAGUAAUUGGCUCUUGUUUCACACCCGUCAUAACAGCAAUGAAGCCAGCGGUCUUCUGCACACCCUCAGCAGAGUCUCAGGCCCACUCGGAAUCCACAUGGUGAAAGCUAUAAUGAUCCAGUAUGAAGAUCAUCAGGAGUCUCUCCUUAGAGCUCUGCAGCACAAUGUUGGACCCCAAACACAGAUGGUGGUGGUAGUUCUCCCCAGCAACAGGAAGGACAAGUAUGACAGUGUUAAGAAGUACCUUUGUGUGGACUGCCCCACUCCCAGCCAGUGCGUGUUGCCCCGUACCCUCAGCCGACCUCAGGCACUCAUGACUGUGGCUACCAAGAUUGCACUGCAGAUGGCUUGCAAGAUGGGAGGAGAACUCUGGAGCGUGGAAAUCCCUCUCAAACAGCUGAUGAUCGUGGGCAUCGACUGCUACCAUGACACUGCUGGUGGGAAAAGAUCUAUUGGAGCUCUAGUGGCCAGCCUCAACCAGACCAUGACCAGGUGGUGCUCAAAGUGUGUGCUGCAGGAUAAAGGCCAGGAGAUCAUGGUUGGACUGGGGAAGCUCUUGACUGGUGCCCUGAAAGACUACCUGAAGUUCAACAACUCUCUGCCUGCACGCAUCAUUGUGUACAGAGAUGGAGUGGGCGAUGGCCAGCUGCACAGUGUGGUUAGCUAUGAGGUUCCGCAGAUCAUCGACUCCAUCAGGUCAAUGGGGCAUGACUACGUCCCUAAGCUGAGUGUGGUGGUGGUGAAGAAGCGCAUAAGCAGCAGGUUUUUCGCCCGCCUCAAUGCCAAGGUGUCCAAUCCUCCUCCUGGCACCGUCGUCGACUCAGAGGUCACCCGGCCAGAGUGGUAUGACUUCUACAUUGUGAGCCAAGCUGUUCGCUGUGGAAGCGUCUCACCAACCCACUACAAUGUCGUGUAUGACACCAGCGGACUCAAGCCUGAUCACAUGCAGCGGCUCACCUACAAGCUGUGCCACAUGUACUACAACUGGCAGGGGAUCAUCCGAGUGCCCGCUCCCUGCCAGUACGCCCACAAGUUGGCCUUCCUUGUGGGUCAGAGCCUCCACAGAGAGCCCAGUGUGAAACUGGAUGACUUCCUCUUCUACCUUUAAGGAUCCAAUGUAUUGAAACAACUGUUAUUUGAUCAUUUUUGUUCUUUCAGCUUAUACAUUUGUAUUGUAUUGAUUCAGUUAAGUAUGUUUCACAGAAGUUUUGAUCUGUUCUAGUUUUCAAAUCUGUUUGGGUCCAAGUGCCACAAAUGCGCCCCAAGGAAAGUGUAAUAGGAAUGUGUACUUGGCUGUUGUGUAGUCAAGGAGAAAAGUCUUUGUUUGCCCCAAAUUUGUGUUUUGUUUGAGGUUCUUGUGAUUUCUGCCUAAAAGUUCUUUGUACUUGGUUCCCAAAAAAA